AAGCGAGAAUAGUCCGCUCGUUACAUUGAAUUUUCCCUGAAAAAAAUCUGUUUUAUCAUCAUAUCAAGUCUUUAAGGUUACUCACAGUCACAGCCUCUGCAAUUUUGUGUUUUAUUGAGAAUAUUUUUUAUAGUCUAAUAAAUUAUUUGAUAUAAUAUUGUUUAAUUGAUCAUGGGUGGACAUGGACAUGGACCGCCUGAAAUUAAAAUUCCUUCUCAUACAAUAUACAAAUGGGAAAAUGUACCCGAAUUGGUAAAAUUACAAAAAGAUUUAGGAAAAUUAGGAUUAAAAGAUCCAUGGGCAAGAAAUCAUGUUUGGCGAUUUCAUCCAGGUUAUGGAACACAAUUGCAAAGGACUCUAGGUUGUUUAUUUUAUGGUUGGAAAUUAGGAAUCCCAGCAUUUCUCAUAACGAUAGCUGCGGAGAAAGCAUUUGGUAUUAAAUAUGCUGGCCAUCAUGAGCACCAUUAAAUUAUGUUUUAUUAAAUGAAUUACAAAUUGAGAGAGAGAAAGAGAGGUUAGUGUAAAUUAUAAAGAAAAAAGGAUGGAACUAGUUGAAAAUGGAAAACAUCUUUUAUUGAAGAUUAAAAUAUCGUAAAAAUAUA
Molecule: messenger RNA, 602 nt
Organism: Leptopilina boulardi
Lineage: Eukaryota; Metazoa; Arthropoda; Insecta; Hymenoptera; Figitidae
Gene: ND-B12
Product: NADH dehydrogenase [ubiquinone] 1 beta subcomplex subunit 3
Exons: 2
Coding region: 172-468 (98 amino acids)
Biological process (GO): mitochondrial respiratory chain complex I assembly; electron transport chain
Cellular component (GO): mitochondrion
Source: RefSeq, a predicted model, not a curated record